This is a messenger RNA of Megalopta genalis, 3133 nucleotides long. RefSeq lists its product as uncharacterized. NCBI's taxonomy places the organism in Eukaryota, Metazoa, Arthropoda, Insecta, Hymenoptera, Halictidae. The record is from RefSeq and is a predicted model, not a curated record.
GGGCAGGUCCGCGACGAUUAUAACUUCCCCGUUGUUCGCAAUCUCCUAGAACAAAAAACAGAGUUCGCGUUUCCCGUGUGUCCCGAUUUGCGUGCAGAUAUCGAUCGUUAAACCGCGUAUGCGACAUCGAAAUUGUGCUAAUUGCGGGACGCAGGAGCUACGUAGACGCUCGUUUUCCGAAUAAUCUUGAGGAACCGAUCAGGCUCUAAAUACGUUUAAAGAAUGUACAAAAUCGACCCGACAUCGUAACAGAGAUUGAACAAUUUUUCCAGCCAGGAAAGCAUCAACGGUAGCCACGCGAAACACGAUUCCGUUUGCUCUCGUUUCGUGGCACGACAACGGCUGAAACGCGACAUCGGCCAAAUUAAUUGUCCGUUUCGUUGACCGUGCACGGGAAGAUUAAUCUCCGACGACCGAAAUUCAUUCUCCGGGGGAAAUCGAUGUAAGAUGUUUCACGCGGGGCUUUCCGAUCGUAUUGUCACAGUAACGGGCACGCAAAGGAGAUAAGGGAUAAGUGUCUGUGGCCUGUGGCACUUCGAAGAGAAAGGUCACCGCAGAAAGGGUAGCACGUAGGAGAGAGAAAGAGAAGAAGAGAGAGAGCGAGAGAGAGAGGGAGAGAGAGAGAGAGAGGCGGAGGACCCGAGAGGAUGCGCGAGCCGCGAGCUCCGCUCCUGUUCGCAGUUCUCACGCGGCUUUCGUGAUGCGAGUAUCGUGGUCCUUGGAUGUUUCCGCUGACGCGAACAGGAAGGGGAUGUAAAUGGUGGUGGCCGACGAUCCCUGUCCUCGCGUUGGUGUGACAGCCCCCCGAAGGCCGACUCAGUGACACCGUUUUCUACGACUUCCGCGAACCACCCCGAUUUCCGCCUGGGUGCCGCUUCGUAUUCUCCCGACUUUCGCACACGUGUUCCGCGGAAUUCCGCGAAGAAACUACGAGAAGUGAGACGAGAACUUUCGACGACGCGCGCAACGAAAUAUUUCGUGGAACGUGACUCCGAGAAAUUUCAAUUUGUCGGAUUCGAACUCUCGAAUAUGCACACGUAACGCGUUGCGCGACCGCGUAGACGCGAUGCCCGUAAAGGUUAAUGGAUUAACGAGCGACCGGAAUGGCGAGAGCGUGAAGUUGAACUGAAAUUUCAAGCGGCGAAUUAAAUGCGCGUAACGCUCCGAAUUCAAUUCUGAACUUCGUAAAGAGCGACGGGAUAUUACUGUAAUAAACGACGUUCGUUGCGCGCGCGAACAUUUCCCCGAGGAACGUUAUAACUAAAUUAUCUAGCAAAUGUGGUAGCUCGAAUAACGGCAACCUAUUAGCGGUGCUUGUAAAUUCUGAAGAUUCGCAGGUAUCGAACCGAGCAGUCUGUACGUACCAUUUGCCAUUUACACGUAUAUUUCAGUUCGCGGUGGUGGUAAAAUUUAAUCGCUAUUUGACGCACGAUUCGUAAAGUAGCAGAAUUUAAUUACCACUCAACGCGCGCGCUAGUUGUAAAAUAAUAAAAUUGUACUGCUGGUAAAAUUGCAUCGCUGUUCGACGCAUUCGUAAAAUCGGAACGUAACUUUGACGCGCUAACGCGUCUCGUCGAAAAAAAUCGUGUUUAAACAGAAACGAGCGUGAUAUGCGCGAGUUUCGUAAAAAAGUUCAAGGGGAUUAAUAAAAAUGACAAAUAGGGAGAGAACGCGAAUAAAGGUGACCGAGACUCGGGCGGUGAAACUCGAGUUGACGUAUAUCGAUGAAGCGGAGGCUCCCGCGAGAUUCUACGCGAAUUUACUUUUCUCGUGACUCGAGAGUCCUUUUACGCGGAGAAUUUCUAUGGAAAUUGUUGUCCACGUUCUUCGAGAGGAAACCGUUUCCCAUCGGCGUAGAGUUCCGCGGAUCGUUAGAGGCGAUCCACGCGCGAGCCUAGAUCGAACUCGAUCGAUACUCGAUCCAACUCGGUCGCUGGAGAACGAACGUGGAGCGGUAGCCUCGCGAGGAUAUUUCUCCUGGAUUGCUCCGGAAAUGGAUGAUGUUUGCGAGGGGAGACAACGAUUCGAUCGGGAACGCGUAAACCGCGAUGAGGCGGAAACGUUUGUGAAGGUACGAAUGAUUCUUCUCGCUUUGGCUAUCGGAUGCUAUACUGGCAAAAAUCGUUUGCUGCGAAAAAUCUGUAUUUUGAACUGGUGGUGCCAUCCGUGUCGAAUGACCGAAACUGCUAGACAAUCGUUACAAACAGACAGUUUGAACAUGAGUGACGAAAUAUCAAUAUUUUUGGUAGUCGUUCUCGCGAUUGGAGGUUUAAUGAUGAUAAGCGCACUGCUGGCCUGUUAUGCUUGUAUCUUUCGGGACUUAUGCUGCAGACAGGAAGACAGGACAAAGAGAAGACGUGUCCAGAAUCCUCGUCAAGAACGUGAUGACCCUAACAGACCCAAAAUGGAUGCAAUACUUUUGAAUGAUAUUACUCAAGGAGAAAGUAUGCCUACAGAGUCUGACAAAGUUUAACGAGAAGGAAUUGAAACACGCAAAAUUGUCAAAUUUGUUUGGCAAAAAGAAUUGACAAUAACUGCGGAAGAACGAAUUAGAAAUGAAACAAACGAUACCGAAGAAUUUUGAGUCUCGUAAUCGAUGACUGUGAAAUAUGGAAUGUAAACCAAAACAGUCUGACGUUUAUUCCAAGCUGCUAUAUUGCAGAUUAAUUCGUAUUAUGUACAUAGUCGGUUACAUUCAUACACACAUAUGUAUACACAUAUGUGACAAAAUUGAUGUAAUAAAAAAUCUCUGGUAAAAAUAUUUAACAUCGUCCGAUCGCCAACAACGGCAUGAGGAAAUUCUGUGCCACGGUCCAUGGCUAUAUCUACAACUAUAUUAAUAUAUAAAAUAAAUUUCUAUGUAUAUUUCUUGUGCACUUAUUAUGCUACCCGUAUUGCAUAAAACACACAUGUUCCCAUCUUUUUUGGUAACUCUACCAGUUACUGAACUAAGUACCAGCAAAUCGUUUUUAUAGAUGUUAUAUUGUGCAACCAUGAACUCUAUUAUAAUAUACUCGACUAGCUGAUUUGACUGUUAAGCUGCUGGAGUACCGACAGUACCACUUCCCUUAAAGUCUGAAACAUUUGUUACGCAUUUGUUAACUCACAAAUAAAACCUAUGUAGCAGUUCUAA